This is a messenger RNA of Thermothielavioides terrestris NRRL 8126, 583 nucleotides long. RefSeq lists its product as uncharacterized. The transcript has 2 exons. The coding region runs from base 158 to 547 and encodes 129 amino acids. The record is from RefSeq and is a predicted model, not a curated record. NCBI's taxonomy places the organism in Eukaryota, Fungi, Ascomycota, Sordariomycetes, Sordariales, Chaetomiaceae.
GAGACAACAAGAGCAAAGAAUUCCGGUGUAUCUUUUGCAUACAAAUAUGGGUUUCCGGACACCAUGGCUGGAUCUAGGGGCAUAUCGUUGAGCCGCAGCCUUCUGUUUGGAUACGCGAACUCGGAUUCCGCUGCUUGAGUAAGCUCUGUUGAAUACGAUGGCCCAACCGACCGGCGUCGCCUCUAAAUCCGGCAUCCAACUCUUCACUACUGGAACCCCCAAUGGCUUCAAAGUCUCCAUCUUGCUCGAGGAGCUCAAAGAGGCCUACGGCAAAGAUUACAGUGUCAAGUCCAUCGAUAUCUUCGACAACGACAACAAGCCGCAGAAACAGCCCUGGUAUACGGCGCUCAACCCGAACGGCCGCAUCCCCACCAUCGUAGACCACGACCGCGGUGGCUUCGCCGUCUUCGAAACCACGGCCAUUCUGGCCUACCUCACGCGGCACUACGACCCCGACCACAAGUUCAGCUUCCCCGUUGACUCAGACGAUUACUCGGUCUGCGAGCAAUGGCUUGCCUGGAACCACGGCGGCUUGACCCCCAUGUAAUUCCUCCUCCUCGCUUUUCCUCCCCUUACCAACCCC